Molecule: messenger RNA, 1029 nt
Organism: Insectozyma verbasci
Lineage: Eukaryota; Fungi; Ascomycota; Pichiomycetes; Serinales; Debaryomycetaceae
Source: the annotation of a GenBank genome assembly
AUGUUCAAAAAUAUACUUCAAAAAACUAGAAACCUUUCAAGAAGGUUAUCUAAAUCCUUAGAAGAAUUAAGUAGAAAUUUGCAACAACCAAGACAUCCAUCACCACAAUUUCAACCAGUUAGAGUACCAGUCCAUAAUCAAAGACCAAGACAAUUUGUUAGAAAUUUUUCAACUUAUCAUUCAUUCAACUAUAAUACAUGGUCAUAUUCAAGGUAUUAUAAAUCUAAGAUAUUAACAUUAUUAAAACAUCAAAAUUUUAUGUUUCAUAAUUUUAGUCAAACUUAUCAAUCAACGUUUAGAUUAAAAAUGUAUAAUGUAAAUUUGAAAUUUACAUAUAGAACAUUAUUCAAUGGAUUAAAGGAGAAAUUUCAAGUGUACAACAAUUCGCAAAAUAAUACGCAAGAUUCAUUUAAUCCAAGUUUAAGAUUAAAUUUAAAAUUAUCAAGUAAAAAUCAUCAAUUAACACUUCGUCUAUCAAAAUCAGAAUCAUCAGCUACUCAAAUUGAAAAUUUAAAAGCAAAAAAUUUACAAAGUUCAACAUUUUUAGAAAUUCCUCUUCAAUUUUCUUUAUCAAUUCCACAAGAAUCAAUUUUAAGUGAUGAAAUUGUUGAAGAAGUAAUGUUUAAUAUAAAAUUAUUUGAAAAGAAAUUAAAAGAUUUUAAAAAUGAUUUAAAAGGAUUAUUUGAUCUUGGUGAAUUACCAAUAAAAUAUAUUUCAUCAAGAAAUGUAUUUAGAAUUUAUUUUCCAAAUUGUGAUAGAGAAAGAUUGGAAAUUUUGCUAAAAGAUAAAGAUAUAAUUGGAGGCGUUAUAGUUGAAGAAGAAGCAAUUGUUGAUAUAAAACCAAGAAUAGUAGAAUAUGAUUCUGAUAUUUUAAGUACCUCAAUUGAUUCAAAUACAAUAUCAUCAGAUGUUUUACCUAGUUCAAACUCAAAUAUAUCACCAUUAAGUGAGAAUAGUAUAAUACGUCCAACUAAUGAAUUAAUGACUAUUAAUAAUAUAUCAAUUAAUGAUGAUUAUCAUUGGGUUUAA